AUGAAAAGCAAAUGGACGAUGGACAGGCCUCCCGCCCCGCCGCCCCCCAGUGACCCCCGCGAUGCCCGCCCCCCCCGGCGGCACGACUCGGAAGCGGAGACCACGAGCGAGCCGGAGAGCAGCCGCGGGGGCAUGGAGGCGCCGGCGGACCCCCAGCUGCUGCUCAACGGGGCGUCCAAGGAGGCGGGCCGGCCCUCCCCCGGGCCCCCCGCCGCCCCCGUGCCCGUCAUCGAGCUGGUGCGCCGGGGGGGCUCCCUGGACAUAAAAAGCCGGGAGGCGGCGGGGGAGGCGAUGCAGAGAGCGCCGGGCGCCGAGCCGUGCCGCGCCGCCGAGGCCGCCUGCGAGGCCCGCAUGGUGCAGCUGAGCCCCCCCGCGCUCCCGCUGCAGCCCCCCGGCAGGGCCAUGCUCUACAACCUGGGCCAGCCGCUGGCCACCAUCAACAGCGGGUUUUUCGGGGAACCGGACUCCUUCUCCAUGUACGGCAGCAACCGGGUGAAGAGGAGACCCUCUCCCUACGAGAUGGAGAUCACCGACGGUCCUCAUACGAAAGUGGUUCGUCGCAUUUUUACCAAUAGCCGAGAGAGGUGGAGACAGCAGAACGUCAAUGGAGCCUUUGCGGAGCUUCGCAAGCUCAUCCCCACCCACCCGCCCGACAAAAAACUGAGCAAGAACGAGAUUCUGCGCCUGGCUAUGAAAUACAUCAACUUCCUGGCCAAGCUGCUCAACGACCAGGAGGAAGAAGGAAACCAAAGGGGCAAAGUGAACAAAGACUCUGGGAUAGUCCAGGAAGACCUCCUGCAGGAUAUGUUGUCUCCUAACUCUAGCUGUGGAAGUUCUUUAGAUGGAGCGGCAAGCCCCGACAGCUUCACGGAAGAGCACGAAACGCUAGAUUCGAAGCACACGCGGAGCCUGCACCAUGCCAUUCUCCCUGUAGAAGGCAAUGCGCAGCGGUGAUGACCUUCCGCAUCACUCCCGAAGCACCAAGGGGGAGGCAA
Molecule: messenger RNA, 995 nt
Organism: Gavia stellata (red-throated loon)
Lineage: Eukaryota; Metazoa; Chordata; Aves; Gaviiformes; Gaviidae
Gene: TAL1
Product: TAL bHLH transcription factor 1, erythroid differentiation factor
Exons: 4
Coding region: 1-954 (317 amino acids)
Biological process (GO): regulation of transcription by RNA polymerase II
Molecular function (GO): RNA polymerase II cis-regulatory region sequence-specific DNA binding; DNA-binding transcription factor activity, RNA polymerase II-specific; protein dimerization activity
Source: RefSeq, a predicted model, not a curated record